Messenger RNA from Aspergillus japonicus CBS 114.51, 1078 nucleotides. RefSeq names its product Chromosome segregation in meiosis protein 3. Gene Ontology annotation, cellular component: replication fork protection complex; nucleus. The transcript has 3 exons. Gene Ontology annotation, biological process: DNA damage response; replication fork arrest; DNA replication checkpoint signaling. The record is from RefSeq and is a predicted model, not a curated record. Lineage: Eukaryota; Fungi; Ascomycota; Eurotiomycetes; Eurotiales; Aspergillaceae. Bases 203 to 931 code for a protein of 242 amino acids. Gene Ontology annotation, molecular function: DNA binding.
CGCGUCGCCGCCCACUGCAAGCACUGUACAUACACGCUUAUACUAGCAGGCAAACGGUAACUUACUCCAUAUUUCGAUGAACAUAAUCUACCUAGUCCUGCCCACCUACACUUCGUCGCUUUUUUUUUUUGGCUUGCCACUCCAAAAACUGAGUGUGUUGUUUUUAUCCCCGUCAUCUCCAGAGUUGAGGACCGCCUGGAAUAUGGAAACUUCAACGGAACCACUUGAUGCACUAACAAGCCAUGACAAUUCUCUGUUUGACUAUGACGCCGGCCUUGAUGCUGCAUGGCAACAGCCUCAAACGAACAUCACUGUAGGGUCUAAGAACGAGGACCCAACAGAGCCUAUUCUAGGGGUGGACGAUAAGGUCCAGGUUAGCAAGCACCGCCGAUUUGUUGCGAAAUUAGAUGAGAGCAGGUUGCUUUCGCACUCGGGGAUACCAAAGCUACGCCGCACGUCCAGGCAGAGGCUGAGACUGAAGGGCAAAGGGCACGAGUUUUCUGACGUCGCCCGGCUUUUGAACUUUUACCAGUUAUGGCUCGAUGAUUUAUAUCCUCGUGCCAAAUUCGCUGAUGGUCUGGCCAUGAUCGAGAAACUUGGGCACUCUAAGCGCUUGCAGACGAUGAGAAGGGAGUGGAUUGAUGAAGAGAAGCCGAAAGCGCUGGCGGCUGAAACAAACCAGCAAGUUCUCGAUGAUUUCGGUGCAGACAUGGACCCUGCUACUACGGCAGAGGCAUCUGACACAGCAUUGGGCGGAACGAUUUCUAACUCGGAACGCGGGGACAUAAUGUUCGACCUGGCACAGCUACAUGCGCCAACUCGAGAGUCAAACAAACAGAUACCUGAAAGUCGCGUAGUGGAUGAUACUCCUGAAGAUGAUGAGUUGGAUGUCCUUCUACGAGAAUUUGAAGAUGGAAACCAUGGCGCCUAGGUCUUUGUUCUGCCUGUCAAUUGCCAUCCGAAGCCGGACUAUUAGAUAUUACUGAGAUUUGAGACGCACAGGCGUUAUUCCGAACCAAGGACACGUAUAUAAUACGGAUGGUGGUGCUUUUGAGCCUAAAUCCCGCCAAGAAAGGGG